Molecule: messenger RNA, 1182 nt
Organism: Diachasmimorpha longicaudata
Lineage: Eukaryota; Metazoa; Arthropoda; Insecta; Hymenoptera; Braconidae
Gene: mRpL39
Product: large ribosomal subunit protein mL39
Exons: 2
Coding region: 130-1131 (333 amino acids)
Biological process (GO): threonyl-tRNA aminoacylation
Cellular component (GO): mitochondrion
Molecular function (GO): nucleotide binding; threonine-tRNA ligase activity
Source: RefSeq, a predicted model, not a curated record
GUGCUGAUCAACUGUACAGAAAACAAUUUCUAAUUAGUAAAAAGCCGAAACAAAACCAAAAAAGUUCAGUGGAUAAUGAUCUGAUAAAUUUACGUGCAACAUUGAGGAAAAUUGUUAUCACUCUUCAAUAUGAUUCAGGGGUACAAAACUCUCUGCAGUACGGCGUCUCGGCUGCCUCCAGUCCUCUCCUCACGUUUUGCCUCGACUCUCACAAAAACCGAAGCAAAAAGACACCGAAAUGCCAUCUUUGACACGGAAAAGAGUCGGCAAACGUCCUCAAUCGGUAGAAUUGAGAAGAUCAAAGUAGUCUACGACAGUCCGGAGAAUGAGAUAACCUUACUCAUGAACAAGGACCUCUCAACCCCCAAUGACUGUGCGAUGCACAUCUCCGAGGGUGUGACCAAAACUUCAGCUCUAGCAUCAGUGAACGGACUGCCCUGGGACAUGCACAGACCCUUCGUCAGCGACUGCGAACUCAAACUGUUCACAAUGAGAAGCCCUAACGACCGAUCCGUGAACAAUGCCUUUUGGAGGACGUGUUCCCUGAUGCUGGGGGCCGUCGUUGAUUCAGCUUUCAAGGACGACAUACCAUGCCACCUGCAUAGCUUUAUAGGUCCAAAUAUUAAAUCGGGAAGUUUCAUUUACGACGUCCACCUUCAGUUGCCGGAUUGGACUCCAACAGAGGCGGAAAUGCGCUCGUUGUCUAGUUUAUUCACUAAACUCGUGCAUCAGGAACUUCCAAUCGAGCGGCUAGAGAUCUCCGAGGAGAUGGCCCUCGAUAUGUUCCAGGAGAAUCCCUUCAAAUCCAAGCAGAUACCCAACAUUGCUCAGAAUAAUGAAGGAAAAAUCGUGGUUUAUAGAGUUGGAGACCACAUUGACAUCAGCAAGGGACCUAUGGUGGGCAACACCAGGCUCGUAGGCAGGAAUACGAUAACCGCCAUUCAUCAUAUUCAGAGCGAGGCUGGGGAGCCACUCCAUAGGUUCCAGGGAGUCGCCCUACCCAAUGGAAUAAUUGUUAACCAUUUCGUCUAUGGUAUUAUGGAAGAGAGGGCCAGAAAGCUCAAUCAGACUUUCUGGAUGCCGCAGAGAUUAGAGCAAGAGGAUUCAGUUGCUGUUGCUGCUAAUAACUGAGAAAUUAUGAGUAUAACUAUGUAAAUAAAUUCAGUUGAAAAUGAAAAAAAA